AUGCGCCUCUGCGGGCGCCGCGGGCCCGGGCCAUGGCGAUAGACCGGCGGCGCGAGGCGGCUGGCGGCGGGCCCGGGCGGCAGCCGGCCCCGGGCGAGGAGAACGGCUCCUUGCCGCCGGGCGACGCGGCGGCCUCGGCGCCCCUCGGGGGACGUCCGGGCCCGAGCGGCAGCGCAGAGAUCCAGCCGCUGCCGGCCGCGCAGCCCGCGCUCGGCGGCCCGCACUCGAGCUGCUGCUCGGCGGCUGCGGCCCCGAGCCUCCUGUUGCUGGACUACGACGGGUCGGUGCUGCCCUUCCUCGGAGGCCUAGGCGGGGGCUAUCAGAGGACCCUCGUGCUGCUCACCUGGAUCCCGGCGCUGUUCAUCGGCUUCAGCCAGUUCUCGGACUCUUUCCUCUUGGACCAGCCGAACUUCUGGUGUCGCGGGUCAGGCAGAGACGCGGAGCUGGCGGGGGUCACCGCCACCGGCCGGUGGGGCGCCGGCGACGUGGCCAACUGGACCAGCCCCCCGACCACCCCCUUCGCCGCGGCCGCCUGGGGGGCGGCGGGCAAUCUUAGCAAUAGCAGCGGCGCAGACGGGGGCGACACGCCACCCCUGCCGUCCCCUCCGGACAAGGGGGACAACGCCUCCAACUGCGACUGCCACACGUGGGACUAUGGCAUCCGCACAGGCCUCGUCCAAAACGUGGUCAGCAAGUGGGAUCUUGUGUGUGAUAAUGCCUGGAAGGUCCAUAUCGCUAAGUUCUCCUUACUGGUUGGAUUAAUCUUUGGCUACCUAAUAACUGGAUGCAUUGCUGACUGGGUUGGCCGGCGGCCUGUGUUGCUGUUUUCCAUCAUCUUCAUUCUGAUCUUUGGACUGACAGUGGCCCUGUCAGUGAAUGUGACAAUGUUCAGCACACUCAGGUUCUUUGAAGGAUUUUGCCUGGCUGGAAUAAUUCUCACCUUAUAUGCAUUACGAAUAGAGCUGUGUCCCCCCGGAAAACGGUUCAUGAUCACGAUGGUGGCGAGCUUCGUGGCCAUGGCAGGCCAGUUCCUCAUGCCCGGGCUGGCCGUGCUGUGCCGGGACUGGCAGGUCCUCCAGGCCCUCAUCAUCUGCCCCUUCCUGCUCAUGCUGCUCUAUUGGUCCCUGCCCGCUCUUCCGGGAGGUGCAGUCUCGCUGGAGCACAGCCAGCUGCUUUCCUGCUGCGUGGCCGAGCUGAAGCUGGAGAAGGGGCUUUCCCGGAGGCCCAAGAAGGUCUGCAUUGUGAAGGUGGUGGGAACACGGAACCUGUGGAAGAACAUCGUGGUCCUGUGUGUGAACUCGCUGACCGGCUACGGGAUCCACCACUGCUUUGCACGCAGCAUGAUGGGCCACGAGGUGAAGGUGCCGCUCCUGGAGAACUUCUAUGCGGACUACUACACCGUGGCCAGCAUCGCCCUGGCAUCCUGCCUGGCUAUGUGCGUGGUGGUCAGGUUCCUGGGGCGCAGGGGAGGGCUGCUGCUCUUCAUGAUCCUCACCGCGCUGGCCUCGCUCCUGCAGCUUGGGCUCCUCAACCUGAUCGGAAAGUACAGCCAGCACCCAGACUCAGAGUUGCAGCUGAAGUUGGCCGUAGGCAUGAGUGACAGCGUGAAGGACAAAUUCUCCAUCACGUUCUCCAUCGUGGGCAUGUUCGCCUCCCACGCAGUGGGCAGCCUCAGUGUGUUCUUCUGUGCGGAGAUCACACCCACGGUGAUCAGGUGCGGCGGGCUGGGGCUGGCGCUGGCCAGCGCAGGCUUUGGCAUGCUGACGGCGCCCAUCAUUGACCUGCACAACCAGAAAGGCUACUUCUUGCAUCACAUCAUCUUUGCCUGCUGCACGCUCAUCUGCAUCAUCUGCAUCCUCCUGCUGCCCGAGAGCAGGAACCAGAACCUGCCGGAGAACAUCUCCAAUGGGGAGCACUACACGCGGCAGCCGCUCCUGCCCCACAGGAAGGGGGAGCAGCCCCUCCUGCUCACCAACGCGGAGCUCAAGGACUACUCGGGCCUGCACGACGUGGCUGCAGCGGGAGAGGGGCUGCCCGAGACGGCCACUGCCAACGGUAUGAAGUCCAUGUAGCCCCGGGUGCGGCUCCCUACAGGGGGCACUGUGGGCUGCAAGUUUUGGGGUCUGUUCGGGCACAGGUUUACAGACCAGGGACCGAACACAUGGCUGGUGCAGGAGCAUCACCCUCUGCUACAGCCGCCACCGACCAGGAGACUCAACUGGUGCGGUGAAAUCCUGUCUUUCCAAGACCCUAAGGAUCAUGUGUUUGAGGAAGCAAACUUUGGAAAUAACCCUGUAGACGUUGUUUUCUGCCAUUAAAUGUUUGUAUUUAUUUUGGUCAUUUUUAUGAGAAGCACUUUAUUCCCUUUUCCCUCACUGAUCUCCAAAUGGAACCACCGGCUUCGGAGGAGGUCCCGGUGGGGAGAAGGCACCGCAGGGAGCCCCACGGCACAUCUCCUCCCCUCCUGUAGCCCAGCCCAGCCGGGGGUCACUCGCCUGCACCCCAGCACCCAGGAAUGGCCUGCCAGCUGCCAUGGGGCAUCACCAGGACUGAAAUGUAAAUGAUUAGGUUUCUGCUAGUCUGUGUGUGCUUUUUAAAGGUCUUCUGUUUGUAAGGUAAGGACUUUUGUGCCAUGAGUUGGGAGAAAGCAGCUCACAAGUAUCAUUAAAACCAGCUGAGUCUUCCCCUGGAGAUCAUCCUUUUGGACUUGCUGUUGUAAGCUCUUUGGAGGGAAAACUGAAACAUUUCACGAGUAAUUUAAAUAAUCAGUGGUAACAGUGCCCCGUGUUCUGACACAGGCCUGUCCCAUGAAGUUCACGGCGGGCAAACGUGUUGAGGUGGGAGAUGUGUGCGGGUAUGUCCUUCCCAGUUCAGCUCCAGCAGCAAUGCUCCCUCUUUUGGUCAGCUUUUCUGCCAGCACUAUUGAAAACAUGGCCACGUUCUGAAUUAACACCAGUAGGGACAGAGCUGAGAUGGAUGAUAAGGCAGCCAGCCCAUGGAGGGAGGACACUCAGGUGCCGGCCAACCUCCAGGCCCUGCCUGGACACCACCAGCUCCAAGGACUGUGCGCCUUCACGACUUCCUGCCAAGGUGACAGCCCGUGGGUGCCUCCCCCCACCGUGGCCUGCUUCCUGCUUCCUGCCCCUUCGUCAGCACACAGUAGGGCUUAGGGCCAGCAGCGGGACUCUCCUGGGCGAGUGCAGCUGACCUCAGCCUCCUAAAGCAUCACAACCAACUG
Messenger RNA from Manis javanica (Malayan pangolin), 3238 nucleotides. Lineage: Eukaryota; Metazoa; Chordata; Mammalia; Pholidota; Manidae. The record is from RefSeq and is a predicted model, not a curated record.